AUGACCGCCAGAGAGUCCCGACAGUUUGUUGAGGAAUGUCUGCUGAUCAUUGUAUCCUGUUUUCUUCCACAACAAAAUUUUGAAGCCAAAACUGGUGCCUUUUAUCUAAUGUACAGCUUUUAUAUGACUCAGCCAGUAACACCAAAAUCUAAGAUCCGGAUAACUAUUAAAGACUGGGCCACACUUAACAGUUUUAUUGAGGAAGCUAUUUCCAAAAAGCUUCAUGAUGUUGAAUUUAUCUUUCAUAAACUUUGUUCAUUGAAGGCCUUUCUCUAUGUCGCCCCACCAAAUGAAAUGUCACAAGGUCAGUGUAUUAUUGAUCCAUCAGAUGAUGACGAUACUUAUAUGGGCAAAUUAUUCAGUCAAAAGUCAACACUGGAAACCAUUUUCUCCAAUGACAAUAUUGAGCAAUUAUCUGCUGUCCACAAUCAGUAUCAGGAAAUGAAGUGUAUUCUUUCAGGAAUUGAAAUGCCAUCACCAGAUUCUUCAAUCAAUGUGCUCGAUGUAAAUACUGCCACAAAGAUUGCUGAUCUGAUGAAAACAUUUAAGAAUGACCCACAUUAUCCUAGAAUGACACAAACUGACCAGAAUCCGAAAAAAGAAGUCAAUAAAACUACCAGUAAAAAAAAGAUGUCAAAAGACAACACUUCAGCCUCUCAGAAGAAUGAAGCAAAAACAAAAGAAACUGCAGAAACCAGUUCAGCCAGUAUUUCCCUUCAAGUUGAAAUGUCAAGUGAAGAUGAAGACAAUUAUUUAGGUGGAACCUUUUUUAUUUACUGUUCAUUGCUGGAAGAAGGUGAAAGAAAAUAA
Acanthosepion pharaonis is the source of this 810-nucleotide messenger RNA. The record is from the annotation of a GenBank genome assembly. NCBI's taxonomy places the organism in Eukaryota, Metazoa, Mollusca, Cephalopoda, Sepiida, Sepiidae.